AUGAAUCAAUACAGCACAAAAGAGGAUGUCCUCAAGUUAGGUAUCGUCGACCCGGAGCUAGAAGCAAUCCUUCCCUAUAGCCCACCACGUGCAAUGGACUUCUCGGGACCCAUGGAGGAAUUGCGGGCAAUGGUUUCGAAAAUAGAGAAAUCAGCAUAUAAAUCCUGCCCAACAUUCGAUACACAAGAGUCCACGAUAAACAUCCAGAUGCGCGAUGGUGCCCAAAGCAAGCUCCACAUCACCAAGCCAGGUAACUCGCGUUCAGGAAACCCAGUGGUUGUCCUUAUCUUUGGAGGAGCCUUUGUAAUCGGCACAAACAUCCAAUCAAUUGUCUGGGCUCGCGCUAUUGCAUCUCUAUACGGUGCUACCGCGUGGAUAGUUGCGAACGCGUCUGCGGUUGAUGCAGACAUAUCUAAGGGAUUUGUUCUAAGCGGCAGAUCGGCAGGCGAGAAUAUUUCGAUCUUCACAGCUCAUCGCGCUGUGAAAGAGAAACUCAACCCGCCAUUCACGGAAGUUCUAGCGAGCAUCCCGGUUUGUAUGAGCAAAGAUACCGUGCCGAAGAAACACAAAGAGCUGUGGGUGUCCCGCGUGCAAAGCGCCAAUGCUGCGGGGAAUCCUGGUCUGGAUACAAAGUCGAUUGAAGGUUACGAGGUCGCGGGAUUGGACAUCAUCCGCGACGACGACCUUGUCUACGCGAAAGUUCCGGAAGAUAACGGAGUCAAGGUGAAGUUUGAUGCUUAUCCUGGCAUGCUCCAUGGCCGUUUCAAUUUCUGGCCCCGCUUGAAACAGUCCAUCAGGUCUCAGGAAAAUACCAUCUGGCAUGCUGGUUGGCUUUUGGGUCGGGAGGUAUCUAGAGAAAGGGUGAAGGAAUUUGUAGCUGUGAUUAUGAAAUGA
Molecule: messenger RNA, 894 nt
Organism: Penicillium soppii
Lineage: Eukaryota; Fungi; Ascomycota; Eurotiomycetes; Eurotiales; Aspergillaceae
Product: Alpha/Beta hydrolase protein
Exons: 4
Coding region: 1-894 (297 amino acids)
Source: RefSeq, a predicted model, not a curated record